GCACUAGGCCACCCCUUUGGGUAUCAGCAACCAGAGUUGUAGAGGGUGCUCUGUGACUCUGACUGGUUUCUCUGCUUCUUGUUUCACUUUCCCGAUGGAUGAUUUGCAGAGAGCACUCUCAGUACGAGGUUUAGCACUUUCAAUUCUCCCCGAAAAAGGUCGCUGCCUCUUCUCCACCAGAGAUUUCUCUCCCGGAGAUGUGAUUUUAAGUGAAGAACCUUACGUCUCUGUACCAAACAGAGUUUCAGUUGACUCAAGAUGUGAUUGGUGUUUAACGACAAGUAACCUUAAAAGGUGCUCAUCUUGUCAAGUUGUUUGGUACUGUGGGAGCACAUGCCAGAAGUCAGAUUGGAAGCUGCAUCGUCUUGAAUGUGGUGCUCUCUCAAAACUCGACAAGGAUAGGAAAAAAUCUCUUACAUCUUCUAUACGGUUGAUGGUGAAACUUUACCUACGAAGGAAAUUGCAAAGUGAGAAGAUUAUCCCAACUACUGUGACUGACAACUACAAUCUGGUGGAAGCUUUGGUAUCUCAUAUGUCUGAUAUCGAUGAAAAGCAAUUGGUGUUGUACGCACAGAUGGCUAACCUUGUCAGCUUGAUACUUCAGUUGCCUGACAUCAAUAUAAAAGAGAUUGCAGAAAAUUUUUCCAAGCUUGCGUGCAAUGCGCAUACCAUUUGUGACAGUGAACUGAGACCACUGGGAACAGGACUGUAUCCCAUUAUUUCUAUCAUCAACCACAGCUGCUUGCCAAAUUCUGUCCUGGUAUUUGAGGGAAGGGUUGCAGUGAUUCGCGCUGUGCAACAUAUACCCAAAGGUACUGAGGUAUCGAUAAGCUACAUAGAAACAGCUGGAAGCACCAUGACUCGACAAAAGGCUCUCAAAGAACAGUACUUUUUCUCUUGCGCUUGUCUCCACUGCAUAAAAGUGGGCCAACCUGAUGAUAUUCAAGAAAGUGCAAUUUUGGAAGGUUAUAGAUGCAAGGAUAAUGGAUGUGAUGGUUUCUUGCUUCGUGAUUCUGGUGAUAAAGGAUUCAUAUGCCAUCAGUGUGGACUUGUUAGGGACAAAGAAGAAAUGAAGGAAAUUGCCAGUGAAAUAAAGUUUUUGUCAGAGAAAGCUUCCAAAUUGCUUUCCUCUGGGUAUAAUACAGAAGCCAGUGCUACAUUCAAGAUGAUUGAGAAACUACAAGUGAAGCUAUGCCAUCCAUUUUCGAUUGAUCUGAUGCGAACUCGGGAAACUCUUCUGAAGAUAUUGAUGGAGCUUCAAGAUUGGAAGGAAGCUCUUGCAUAUUGCAGAUUGACUAUUCCAGUUUAUCAGAGAGCAUAUCCAGGGUUCCAUCCUUUGCUUGGACUGCAAUAUUAUACUAGUGGAAAACUCGAGUGGUUACUCGGGGCCACAAAGGAUGCAAUUAAAUCACUGACCGAGGCAGUGGAUAUAUUGCGGAUAACUCAUGGAACAAAUACUCAGUUCAUGAAGGAACUCUUUAUCAAGUUGGAGGAAGCACACGUUGAAGCGUCUUACAAGCUCUCAUCCAAGAACAACUCGCCUAUGGAUGACUAGCAAAACUUACCUUCAUUUGCUUCUGUAAGAUGAAUUUGACAUCAACGGUAGUAUACAUUUUUCUGCUGUGAGCUACGCAGAGGAAGCGACAACUUGUGCAUCUCAUUGUGAUCAGUUGAGAUUUUAGUCAGUCACAACAAUGUCUAGUUUGGCUUCUUUCAGUUCAGAGCAGAUAUACGUCUUCUUGGGCUAGUGACUCGGUUCCUAUACUCACUGCCCAAGUAACCAAUUUUCGGCCCUUAAAAUUAUUUCACUGUCUUUGUGUUCGGCUUGUUGAUGGAUUGAUUGCCUAGAAUUGGUCGGUAGCAGUUGUAUUAAGAACAGGUUUAUAAAUUUCAGGUUUUGAGACCACCUAUUGUACAAUUUGCCCUUGUAAUAGAAAAUUUUGAGUAGGGGAUUGGUAAACUUUUAGAAGUAUGUUAUCCUCAACUUCUUUUA
Molecule: messenger RNA, 1993 nt
Organism: Camellia sinensis
Lineage: Eukaryota; Viridiplantae; Streptophyta; Magnoliopsida; Ericales; Theaceae
Gene: SDG37
Product: SET domain group 37
Cellular component (GO): nucleus
Molecular function (GO): protein binding
Source: RefSeq, a predicted model, not a curated record